Molecule: messenger RNA, 324 nt
Organism: Aspergillus nomiae NRRL 13137
Lineage: Eukaryota; Fungi; Ascomycota; Eurotiomycetes; Eurotiales; Aspergillaceae
Exons: 4
Coding region: 1-324 (107 amino acids)
Source: RefSeq, a predicted model, not a curated record
AUGCAGAUCACCAAGUCGCUCGUCGCAGCCACCGUUGCGCUCUACACUUCCGCUGUUCUUGGAGAAUCGGUUAAACUUGCCUAUACCUCCAAUGGCGACUUCUACCAGGAGGAGAUCGAUGCGGAAAAGCUCGUAAAAUUGAAGCAUCCAGGAGUCUUGACUGACAUCCAAAACACAGCUAACUGUGUUUUGUGGCGCCAUCACCCUAACCACCCUCCCGACUAUCAGGCUAAGAGGGGCACAAAUGUCAUCAUCCCACCCCAACAGCUUGAUUAUAUCUAUUGCUACGAGCCAGGCGGUGCCUGGGUUAACUACGUGUGGUAG